This is a messenger RNA of Effrenium voratum, 4206 nucleotides long. The record is from the annotation of a GenBank genome assembly. NCBI's taxonomy places the organism in Eukaryota, Dinophyceae, Suessiales, Symbiodiniaceae.
AUGUCUAGCACCGGGAGCGCGGCCGGGCCGAAAGUUCGGCUCAAUGUAGUCGCUCUCAUCGGUGCCGGCACGGUGGGGAAGCUUUUGGUCUGCAUCGACGAAGAUGCCAUUGUUGAGGAUCUUGCUUCCAAGAUACGUGCAGCACUGGCUCGGGCGCGAGUGGAGGGCCGUCUCUUAAGGCUGACCAACACCAAGCAGGCACACCUGCCGGGCGAGGAGCGGGUCGGUGAUGUGCUGCGGGAUGGCGAGGAGGUGUUGGCAGUGUUGGUUCGCGAGCCGGAAGACCCGGCUGCGAGGCAGCAGCUGUCCAGCGGCCUGGGCAAUGCCUUGAGUUUCACCAGAGCCGCGGAGUACCUCCCCGCUGAGGCAGAUGCGGCCACCCUGCGACAUGGCAGAGAUGCGUGCAGAGCUACAGUGACGACGGAGCCGCUGAGUGUCAAAUCUGGCUUGGGCACUGUUACGCAGAACCUUCCAGGCCCAGUGGAGAUCUUCGAAGAGGAUGUGGGGCCGGCCACGGGCCCUGCCACGAGCACUGGCAAGGAGCGCAGCCUCUCGCGCCGGAACGCGAACGAGUGGGAGGUGGAGAAGCUCACCUCCAAGCUCCGGGAGUAUGUGGUCGCUCGGUUUCGGGAGAUGCAUGAGAUGCCGGCCGACCCCGGGCAUCACUAUGUCAUUGUAUCUUUGCGACCAAAAGAGACGCCUGGCUCUGUCGUGGCGCCGAUGCCCAUCCACUACAGUGUGGCCCGGGUGGACAUCAUCGAGUUCGAGCGGCUCUGCGGCCGCAGGAUACAGGAGAAUCGCACCAGACUUGACUUCUUCAAGAGGUGCCUCGAGGCAUUGCAUUCCUUGCUCGACCGGGGAGCCAGCCGUGAGGACUACGCACCGAACAUGCUGCCCUACAGCUACAAACCUGGCGAGGAGUUCUCGAGCUUGCUCCACGAGGUGGAUGAGAGCAGCUUUGGCCAGGUCGAAGGCUUUAGGCCUUUGAUCGUCAUCGACACCGCCGGCGCUGUGGGGCAGCACCUGGUCUUCGUAAAGGCGGCCAUCAAGCGCCUGAUGUAUUCCUUCAUCGUGGCGAAAAGCAGGUUCAACAUCAUUGCCUUUACUUCCAAGGGCAGCCCAGUGGCAUGGGAGGAUCGCCUCAUGCCCCCGGCGGCCCAAAAGCUCCGCGAGGCAGAGCAGUUUAUCGACAAGUUGCAGCCGUCCAAGAGGUCUGACAUUUUGGAGGCCAUGCGCUGGGCCUUGGAGAGCGGAGAUGCUGACACCAUCUACUUGCUCACCUCCGGCUUUCCCAAGCGAGCGGACGUGGACUACUGCCGAGCAGACAUUCGCUCGCGGAACCUGCGGCAGCUGCCUCUUCAUGUCAUCGGCGUGGAGUGUGCGGCCCGGGCGGAAGUGGAGCUGCGGAGGCUCGCCGAGGAGAACCGCGGCACCUUCCGGAAGAAGACCUUUGAAGCCACGUCAACGGCCUCGUGCUACAACGAGAUGGCGAAUGCCAUGAAGCCGUGUCUACCAGCAGUCCGCACCGACCAGCGUCUGUCUAUCGGUGGCCAAGUAGAGAUCCUGGAAGUGAUGGUCAAAGAGCAAGAAGUCCAGACCACCGACUGGCUGGAGGAGCAAACGUGCGCAAAUCGCAUUUUGCUGUCUUCUGCCAGCCAGCAGCCGGUGCCAGAUCCUCAACAAGCUCGUUACGCGGCGGGGCGCUUGGUGGUCAACGAGCUCAACCGCUGCGCCCCACCCCCCCUCCGAGAGCUGCUCACGCCGAACCCGCCGAAGGGCCGCGGCCGGGGGCCCUCGCGGCCCUCGCGGCCCUCGCGGCCUGGAGGCCGAGAGAAGUGCGAGGUGCGGCGGCCCUCGGUGCACAACCCCUGGGACCGACCUAGCGGAGUUCUGAAGGCGUCCCAGGCAACCAUGGGACGAGUGCAUCAGAUUGUGGUGGAGAACUUCAAGUCUUACCAGGGGAAGGUGACCAUUGGUCCCUUCAGGAAGUUCACCUGCAUCAUUGGGCCCAAUGGUGCUGGCAAGUCCAACCUUAUGGACGCCAUCAGCUUUGUGCUCGGGGUGCAGGCGCGUCAGCUCCGGGGUGAGCGAGCGCGCGACCUGGUGUACCGGACCGAGAAGGAGGAUCCCAAGAAGAACCAGCGCGUUGCGUAUGUGGAGCUCUCAUACGUGGAUGAUGAGGUGGAGGGCGAGCAAGUGCUGGUGUUUCGCCGGGUGAUCUCCCGCACCGGCGAAGCCAAGUUCCAGGUGAACAACGUCUCCAUGUCCCAGGCAGACUACCUGAAGCGGCUGGAAGGCAUCAACAUCUUGUCGAAGGUGCGGAACUUCCUGGUCUUCCAGGGGGAUGUGGAGGCCACCGCGCAGCGCCAGGGCAAGGACUUGACCGCCUUCUUCGAGCAGAUCUCGGGAUCGGAUUCUUUCCGCCAGGAGUACGAGAGCUUGGCCUCUGAGAAGAACAAGCUCGAGGAGCGAGCUAGGUAUCUCUUCUCGAAGAAGCGCAGCGCGGUGAACGAGCGAAAGCGAGUCUCCCAACAAAAGGAGGAAGCGGACGAGUACAAGCACCUCCAAACGGUGCGGAAGGACUUGCAGCGGGAGUUCACUUUGUUUCGCCUGCACGGCUUGACGUCGCAAAUGGAAAGAGCCAAGUCAACAAGAAGCGAUGCCAUCAAGGAUCGAGAGGCCAUCCGCACUCAGAUGGAGUCCGAGAAGCAGAAGUUCGAGGAGGCAGAUCGCAGCAGGGCUAAAGCUCGCCUGGAGACACAGCAGGUGGAGAAGCAGCUGGGCGGGGUCAAGGCGAAGUUGGAGAAAUUCCGUCCUGAGCGCGUCACGGUUCAGAGCCGCUUGUACUUCCUCCAGCAGAGGCUAGAGGAACUCUCGCAGUCAUCACGACGGGAUGGCCAGAGGCGGGGCAAGUUGGAAGAGCAGCUGGCAGCCAUUCGAGCCGAGGAAGCCAGGCUGGAGGCACAGCAAGAGGCCCUCAAGCAGGGCUUGGCGGAGCGCAAGGUGAGCUUCACGCCCGCGCAGCUCAAGGACUUUGAGAAGGCGAAGCAGGAGACGGAGAAGAUCACCGCGGGCUCCUCGGACGCCCUGCGGCAGCUGGAUCACCAGAUCCGCGCCCUGCGAGCCGAGCGCAUCCAGUCAGAGGGGGAUGAGCGUGACGCGUUGGCGCGGAGGAAGCACUUGCAGCAGCGGCUGCAGGAACUGGCCGAGGUAGAGUCAUCGACAGGGAGCCUGGUGGAGAGAGGCCAAGGGAUGCAAGAGGACAAGGCCCAGCAGCUCGCGUCAUUGCGGGGCGCCAGCGAAAGUCGUGCAGAGGAGAAGCAACAGCUGCAGCAGGAGCGGCAGCAGCUGCUGGAGGCCAUCCAGGACUUCACGGCCUCUGAGCAGCAGCUGGAGCGGGAGCGCGAGAUCAGUGCCAUCUGCGCCUCACUGAUGGAAAACCACCCCGGGGUGUACGGGCGCAUCGUGGAUCUUUGCAAGCCCUCGCAGAAGCGGCUGCACGUAGCGGUGAAUGUGGCCAUUGGCAAGUUCCUGGACGCCAUCGUGGUGGACGACAGCGAAACGGCAAAAGCAUGUGUGCGCUACCUGAAGGAGCGAAUGCUGCCGCCCAUGACCUUCCUGCCCAUGGCAGACUUGCGAGUGCCCGCCCUCGACCCGCGCCUGCAGAACCUGGUGCACAGCCAGCGAGGACUCCGGUUGGGCCUGAACUGUGUCUCCUUCGACGAGAUGUACGCGAAAGCCUUCAACUUUGUCCUUGGGGAUGUCGUGGUUGCGGACACCAUGGCGGAUGGUCGGCGCGUGGCCUUUGAAGAGUCGCGGAAGUUGAAAGUCUCCUGCAAGGUUGUGACACUCGUGGGGGAGGCGAUUGCCAAGAAUGGAAACCUGUCCGUGAACUCGGAUGCUACACAAGAAGGUGCGACUCGCUUCGACCUCUCCGAGAUGGAGGCCACCAAGGCGCGCUUGGAUACGCUGGACCGGCGGCUGUAUGCGAUCCACUCUCUGGAUGCUGCGCUGGGGCCCGACCUGGCGGCCUUGGAGCAGGAGGCGCGAAAGGCGGAGGCCAAGUCCGCGGAGGCGUCGGCGCGGCUGCAGCGGUGCCAGGGGGAGUUGGCGCAGAAAACCCAAGAGCUGAAGGAGCUUGAGGUCUCCCUGGGCAGCCUGUCGCCCGAGGCGCGACGUUUGGCCACGGAGGAGGCACCACUCUAA